AGAAGGACCAAAGUGUAUUAUUUUGCGGAAGUGGGUUGUGUUGUGGCAAAACGUCACCAGUUUUUAGUUAUUGUAGCUAACACUUCUUUUAAAAGUUAUUUGACCGUGAUUUAUUGAGCAUGUUUAAUAAACUGGGAAGUUGGCUUGGUAUACAAGAGCAAAAUGGGCAAAAUAAUCAAGAAACAGAGAGUUCUAAUGAUGAUAAUGGCGACAACAUUGAGGUAAACAACCUAUCAGACAAUCAACAGAUGAGUGGUGACCAAGUCCAACUUUUACCAGAGGCCAAAGGUUUUAGCGGUUACAUUUAUAAUAUUGCUAGCAGUGCCAGCAAGAAAUUAUCAAAGUCUGUUGUGGGAACUGCACAAUCUUUAAAGAAAAGUGUUGAGGAUGGAAAUAUUAACAAAAUUUUUGAUAAAACAAUAUUAGGUGACUUUCAGAAAGAACAAGAAAAGUUUGUUCAGGAGAAAAGAGCCAAGCAGUGCACUGGUGCUGUCCCUCCCUGGGUUGGGUAUAACGAUGAGGACAGUGUACAGCAACAGAUUUUGUCUCUCUCUAUCGACCAGAGGAAUUUUCUGAGGGACCCUCCUGCCGGGGUAAACUUUAAUUUUGACUUUGAACAAGUGUAUCCUGUUGCCAUGGUGAUGCUAGAGGAGGACGAGCUGCUCAGGAAAAUGCGAUUUCAUCUCGUCCCCAAACAAUUAAAAGAAGAGGUUUUCUGGAGGAAUUAUUUCUACCGAGUCUCAUUGAUAAAACAGUCAGCUCAGCUCACAGUGCUGGCAACACAACGGGCUCCAGAUAGGGAGAAGACUGGCAAAGAUACCUCAGUGAAUGAACAAGACCAAGAUGCUGCCCAGAAAAAGCCUCCCUCUGCCGACUCUCCUGCAGCAGAGACAGCUGAGGAGGAGAUCUGCGCCAGCUCUCCUGUCCCAGAGUUUGUGAGCGAUGCUUUCCACUCAUGCAACUUAAAUGAGGACGACCUACGCAAAGAGAUGCAACAGCUGGUACUCGCUGAGACUCCAGACUGGGAGAUCGAGCUGCAGGAGGAGCUUCAGGAUUUGGAUGUUUUGGCUGAAAACCAGGAUUACCACUGGGAACAAGAGAUUGAGAUGAUGCUGAAAGAAGACAGUUAGGUCAAACUCAGGCUACACACGGUAUUACUCACCAAUGGACGGGGAUGUAACUGUGCAAUAAUAUGAUAUUAUAUUAUAAUAUCAUUAUAAUUGUGAUAUAUAUAAUAUAUGUGACCCAAUAACCAACAUGUGUAACUACAUGUCCAACUGGAGAUGUUCAAAAUGUUACAGAAAUGUAUUUUUAGAAUCACAACUGGAGGCAAAUAUAAAGCAAAUGUCUACCAUCAAAAUACCAAAGAUAUUUUAAACAACAAUUCAAUUUACACAUGUAAACUACUGUAUGGCAAGCUAUGUAAGCAGCAUUUUACCAUUGUUACAUUACUUCCAGUGCUUUAUAUCAGUGCAAUACCUGUCCAGUACUUUUAAUUACUGUUUUUAUAUCUCAAAGGUUCUGAGUCCAACUUUUAUCAUGAACAUAAUUGAUGCCUUGUCGAACAAUGCAUGCAGGAUUGUAAAGGUUUUCUAGUUUUUAGUGUUACUGUGAAUUAUGGCAAUACAAGUGAACCUUUUUGAAACUGACUAGUAUUUAUGGAUGUACUGCUACAAGUACAAGAGUUACUUCUUUUCUGUCGAUUUGUUGAAACCAUUUGUGCCUUACUGUCUGCUGCUCAGUCAAGAAUAAAAAUGAUGUUGUUAUGACAAA
Molecule: messenger RNA, 1773 nt
Organism: Boleophthalmus pectinirostris (great blue-spotted mudskipper)
Lineage: Eukaryota; Metazoa; Chordata; Actinopteri; Gobiiformes; Gobiidae
Product: synapse-associated protein 1
Exons: 9
Coding region: 120-1130 (336 amino acids)
Cellular component (GO): cytoplasm; synapse
Source: RefSeq, a predicted model, not a curated record